CAGCCAGAGCCACGAGACAAGCUGACCUGCCACUGACAUACACACACUUUCUCACACACACAAACACACACACACACACACACUCUGCGGGAGGGGAACAAAGAGAGAACCAGAUGAAUGGAAAAGACGAAAGAAAGGUAGAUUUAUACACAAGAUAUGCCAAGUACAUCUAAAGGAGACAACAAAACAGACUUGGAGCUGAAGACAAAGACUGUUACUCAUGUGUGUUGAUGUCCAACUAACAUGCAUUGUUGUAAUGCACAGUUGUAUGAAGUCGUGAAAAAUACCAGAGGAAUCCAGCAAUGACACAACAAGGAUCAAAGUCUUUGGUGAGGAGGUGAAAGAAAGAAGAGGAAGCAACCUCUGGCUGUUUCUCCCUUUUCUCUGUUUGGAGCUUUAACAACAGCUACGUCCUUGUCCUUGCAUGGCAGUUCAGUGGGUCAAGUAAUGAUCUACUGAAAGCAAAGUGGAGUAUUAUGAGCAAGAACAUGCGAAGCCUCAAGGACAUAUGGAAGAGAAGUUCCAGCAGAAAAUCCUUGUAACAUUUUGAUCCUAUAGAGAUUAUCAGCACUUACUGUCUUUGCUACACUACUUGGACCUACAGACCUGCCAGUGGAAAGUUGAUUGAUUUGAAGGUCCGAACAUGUCUGCCGAGGUCCAUUUGGAGCGCCAGAAGAAGGCCAACCUCAGAGCCGGGGCUUCUUCUGCUCUGGCGUUUGCUCCACGUGUCCCGACGGUCACACUGAUCAGCCACAGAGAGCUGCGGGAUAAACACACCGCUCACAGACUCCAGCCCGGAAGCCUUGAUCUGAACCUGGCAACCAGCAGCUACUACAGAUGUAGCGAAGGUAGCAGAGUGCAGAAGGUUGGAACAAUGCCAGAUUCACCUGCGGAUGUGAAAACCCAGCCCAGGUCCACCCCACCCACCAUGCCUCCUCCACCCCCGGCGGUCAGCCAAGCAACCAAUCGCAAUGCUUCAUUCACCCCCGCUACCAGUAAAUCAAUGCUGAAUGGGAGCAGCCACUCUCCUACAUCGCUGAACGGUGCUCCCUCCACUCCUAACGGCUUCAGUAAUGGGCCGGCCAUGUCGUCGACGGCCUCGCUUUCCAACCAGCAGCUCCCGCCGGCUUGCGGUGCCCGGCAGCUUUGCAAGCUGAAGCGCUUCCUGACCACACUGCAGCAGUUUGGCAACGACAUAUCGCCUGAGAUUGGGGAGAGGGUGCGCAGCCUUGUGCUGGGGCUGGUGAACUCCACUCUCACCAUCGAAGAGUUUCACUCCAAACUUCAUGAGGCCACCAACUUCCCUCUGAGGCCGUUUGUUAUUCCCUUCCUGAAGGCAAACCUGCCCCUGCUGCAGAGAGAGUUGCUUCACUGUGCCAGGUUGGCCAAGCAGACUCCAGCUCAGUAUCUGGCCCAACACGAGCAGCUUCUCCUGGACGCUAAUGCCAGCUCGCCCCUCGACUCCUCCGAGAUCAUGCUGGAGAUGAAUGAGCACGGCAAAAGAAGGACCCCUGACAGGACCAAAGACAGCUCGGACAGAGAUGGGUUGCACCCGGAGCACCUGGCUAAAAGGCCCUGCACCAUCAGCCCCAGUCAACGCUUCAGCCCCAGCACGGGUCUUCCUGCUCACCCGCCUCCCAAUGGCCUCCCCACACACCCUCCCAACGGCCUACCCCACCCACCAAACCCCCAAGUGGGACCCCAACACUAUCGCUUAGAAGACAUGGCCCUGGCACACCAAUACAGAGACGCUUACAGACAUAAUGAACACCGCGAAGCCCGGGACAGACACCGGCAGACAGCAGUGCACGGUGCCCGCCAAGAGGAGGUGAUCGACCAUCGUCUUACAGAUCGAGAGUGGGCAGAGGAAUGGAAGCACCUAGAUAAUCUCCUGAACUGCAUCAUGGACAUGGUGGAGAAGACGCGCCGCUCUCUGACGGUGCUGCGCCGCUGCCAGGAGGCCGACCGGGAGGAGAUGAAUCACUGGAUUCGGCGCUACAGCGACGUGGAGGAGAUGAAAAAAGGUGGGAGCAACGGACAGCACUGCCUUCCUCCUCCUCCUCCUCCUCUUCCUCCUCCUACUCCUCACCACAACUCCUCCUCCAACACAGCUAGCAGCAGCGAGUCACUGCCCAUAGGAACUCCCUCGGCUGCUGAAAGGCAGACAGGCAGACAGACAGAGAUCCACCGAGACUUCUUACACAGGCCUCCCUCAGGAUACCUGCCAGAAGAAAUCUGGAGAAAAGCUGGUACUACAAGCAUCCCGCUCUCCCCAGCACUAAAGCACCUCCAAAACAGGCAGGAGGAGGCAGUGAAUGAGGUGAAGCGGCAGGCGAUGUCAGAGCUGCAGAAGGCGGUGUCAGACGCCGAGAGGAAAGCUCACGAGAUGAUUUCAGCCGAACGCUCUAAAAUGGAGAGGGCGCUGGCCGAGGCCAAGAGGCAGGCCUCUGAGGACGCACUAACAGUCAUCAACCAGCAGGAGGACUCCAGUGAAAGCUGCUGGAACUGCGGGAGGAAAGCCAGUGAGACGUGCAGCGGCUGCAACACGGCUCGCUACUGCGGCUCCUUCUGUCAACACAAAGACUGGGAGAAGCACCACCAUGUCUGUGGUCAAGGCCUGCAGGGGAUGCCAGGGGGCAGCAGCGUCCCUCUCGGCACCCCGUCCUCCUCCUCCACCUCCUCAGCGUCCUCCAGCGCGCCCCCCACCCACUCGGAGAGCACUCCUCCAGGAGCCCUGUCCUUGGCGGGCCAGAGCAGUAUUGCGGGAGGGGCCGGCAGCGGCAGCGGAAGUGUCUCUGCCAGCCCCAAGGAGAGCAGUUCCAGUAGUGCCUCUCGCUCCACGACUCCAGCUACCCCCGCCCUACUGGAUGCCACCUCUCGCUGACGUCUGACCCUUGUCCCUUCCCUGCAUACUGAUGCGACGGUGCCCACACUCCACACAAAACCAAACUGAGGAAUCUUCAUCGCACAUUGCUCCCUUUUCUCCUCCCCUACUUUAGUCCUUAUUUCCCUCUUAUCCUAAGCUCUCCUGAAAAUCCUCUCACUACCUGAUGUUAGACUGCUUUUCUGAACUUGUCACCCUCCCUUCCUUCCCCCCCAAAAAAUACUUUUUCUGUCUUUGUCUCUUUCACAACCACAGCCACAAAUACAAAGAUUCCAGCCUGGGGUUCAGUGUAGUGGAAAGCAUGAAAGUGUCUCCUAUCUCUGUGCUCAGUCACAGAAACAUAUCCGAUGUGUUUGCUGAAAACAUGACUUGAAGAUGUGACUAAGAUGUGCCCUCAGUAAUGGAAGCACGUUAAAUACUGUCCGCCGAAGGACACAAGACAAGGGCUGUGGUAAGGCAACAAUGAUGGGGGGAUGACUAGGCUGAUUAGCACUUGGAUCGGAUUUCCCUUUAAUUUAGCACCAAUGAGAGAACAGUACCCAGCCCUGAGAUGUGCACUACAAGUGCAAACAGUUCACUGAUGUGGCACUUAUUCUACAGUGUCCUACCGGAGACAGGCAAGGACAAAAUACCUUUUUUUCAAAUGGAUGAGGGAAGGGGAAAAACCUGUGAUGUGAUAAAUUCCUCAGAAACACAGCUUAGUAUUUAUUAAAUGUUUCUUUCUGGCUUUAAGGGAAAAUAAAGAAAAGUCCAAAUAUUCUAAAUAAAGAAUAGUAGUGCUGAUGAUGAUGAUAAUAAUGAUAUGAAAAUAAAUUAAUUUUAAACUGCUAACUACCUUGCUAGCGAGCCAAGAAAAUCUACACCGGACUCACCUCUCUGAACCAUUGUGAACCCAAAUGAAUUCAAAGAUGAAAAAUAACAUGAUCCAAACCUUUGUAUUACACUGCCAAAGUGAGUAAGUAAGCGAUAAGGAGAAGCACUCAUCUUAUAACCAAACGCAAAGCAACAUCACCUCCUCAGCAGAUAAGCCAGCCCUGGGAGGACCAGGCUGCAGGGACGCUGCAGAACGGGACCCAGAGGUAGCCAGACAUUUAAAAAAAAAAACUGCUUUGAUCUGCAGCUGCCUCCUGCAGUCUGGACAAAAUGACAGCGAUUCCUCAGUGAUGGCCCAGACUAGUGAAUAUGGACGAUGCUGUGAACUUGCCUACAAGAAAGACUUCAUGAAAUGGAUGGAAACCCUGCCACAGUGUGAUUUUUUUGUGAAUGGUAACAGAGAGGGACGGAGAGAAAAAAACAGGAGGAAAGGAAAAUGUACACAGCCUCAAAGGAGAUGAAGAAACAUACAUGGCAAUGGAGCUGCCAAAAACCUCAAAACAAGCUUGAAAACAUUGUCCGAGAAGGCAUUGCAUACUACGGAGACGUAUGAGAAGAAUGUUUGUAAGUUGUUUUUUUUUUUUUAAAGCUCCACAACGGGGAGAUAUUUCAAGGAAUUGCUGUUACCUUUACAUUCACUCCCUCCUUUUCCAAAGCAUGAUAAACAGAUGAAAGAGCCUAGUAAAGGGCGGUGUAGACUUGGAUCUCCUCUCUCUUUCUACCUCCCCUCACCCCACACCUCCCUUCUGCGCUCUUCCCCGACUACUUGACUCAAGUCUGCCCCUUAACCCCAGCCUGCUUUGGACAGAGCCUCGGAGCAGUCACGUGGGAAGGGUUCGAACCUGCUUGUAGAUAUUGUUCCUCUUUUCAAAUUUCAAUAAUGUCUCUUGUCGCUGAUGUCCACAUGUGCUGCCCUUGUGUAUAUCCAGAAUGACGGACUUUGUUUUUUGGUUUCGUUACCUUUCAUUUUUCCUCCUUUAAGUUUGGGCUGAGCAGUGAAGUCAGAACAAGGAGGAAACUCACUUAUGAGAGGAAGCCCCACAUUGUACUUAUUGUUUGAUUUGUUGUAUCUAUAUUAAUGAGAUGAAACCCCUCUUGUAGAAUAUUUUGUAUUGCUCACAUUGUAAGACAGUGAGAGGACGGAGGUGCAAUAUGAAGAGAAUUCAGCUACUGAAUGGAACCUCAGCAACUGCCCAUAGGGUGUCAUAUAAUAUAGAUACAUAUAAAUAUAUUUAAAGUAACAUCAGUAACUUAAUGUGAAUGUACAUAGUAUUUAAAGAGGUCCAAAAAUGUGUUUGCCAAAUAACAGAAACCUUUAAAGUUUAAUGUCCAGAAUAUGAUUUUCUCAGAGUACAUUUAUUUCUCAAAUUCAUCAACUCCCUUUAUUAUUUUUUUUCUCUUUCUCUCACUUUCAAUUUUCACUCAAAUCAAAGUGUCAUGUGAUCCUGAGUGGAGGAGACUGUUGGUAACAGAGGUAAAGUGGUUUCAUACAGUACCACAAUACAUGCAGCAGAAAAUGGAUGAAAACAGAUUAAGGGUGAAUGGACAUUACAAGACUUCCUGAACAUUUCUAAAUCAAUUAAUAAGGCCUUAAUCUACAACAUUUCAAAAAUCCACAUUGCACUACACCAAGAAAACUUGUUCAUGUUUCACUUCAAUCUUCUUAAUUUGAAUGAGAAGCAGUAAUUGGGAAUAAAUGUCAUUGUCACGUGCUUCAUUCACCCCCUUGGUCAGUUUACAUCCUGCAGGAGGGGACGCAGCAGUGUGUACUGACAAAAACAAAUGCCUAGUCAAUAUUUAAAAAAAGAAGAAGAAGAAAAAAGUGGUGGCUCAGUUUUAAAUUUAGCUCCAUCACACCAAAUUUAGGACUCAUCAAACUUGAUAUGUCAUGUCUAAGGUUCUGUUUCCACCCCUGUAGGGACCCCUCGCUCUCUCUUGGUCCUCAUCAACCUAUGUGUGUGUGUGUGUGUGUGUGUGUUGUUAGGAGUGUCUGUUUGCCCCAAGGUGCAGGACAAGCCAUUACUGUAGGAUUAAGUGAAAUGCCAGUGUUAAGCUACAGUAAACCUCAAAGCUAAUUUUGAUACCCAAUCCUUGUAAGGUUGUUUUUUUUCCCACUAAUUAUUGUUUAUUUGUAAAGAUGCAAUUUGAACAUAAGCUGAUAAUCUGGGUCAAGUUCUUUAUUUCCAGGCCAAGAGAGAAGCAUCACCUCUUUAGGUUUAUUUUAUUGUUUUUUUCCAGCCCUUCCCACAUGCUCCAGUAAACACAUGUAUGUUAAACAGUCUCAAGACCUUUACUUAAAGGUCCAGUGUGUAGAAUUCAGGGGUAUAUAUUGGCCGAAAUGGAAUAUAACAUGAUAAUCAUGUUUUCUUUAGUGUAUAAUCACCUGAAAAUAAGAAUCGUUUUUGUUUUCGUCACCUUAGAAUGAGUUGUUUAUGGCGAUUGCAAUCUUGC
Messenger RNA from Epinephelus lanceolatus (giant grouper), 6208 nucleotides. RefSeq names its product CBFA2/RUNX1 partner transcriptional co-repressor 3 (gene cbfa2t3). Gene Ontology annotation, biological process: DNA-templated transcription; negative regulation of DNA-templated transcription. Gene Ontology annotation, molecular function: transcription corepressor activity. Gene Ontology annotation, cellular component: nucleus. NCBI's taxonomy places the organism in Eukaryota, Metazoa, Chordata, Actinopteri, Perciformes, Serranidae. The record is from RefSeq and is a predicted model, not a curated record.